UCGGCUAAGCUAGCGUUAGCUCGGCUAGCUAGCUGUUAUUGUUUUUCACGGGGAGCUAAAAUGGAGGAGCUGCCUGCGUGCUUCUCCACCACUCCCGAGUCCGUGCGCGAGGCGCCGCCAUUGAAACGUCUCCGCUUCCGCGCAGCUAAGCUAGGUGACCGUUGACUUGAGCGGGGGCCGCCUGCCGCGGUUGCACGAUGAACAGCCAUGAGCAUGAGAGCCUCCUUGGGUCCAGCGUCGGGAUCCAAGCAGACCGCUGACGCCGUCCGCAGAUCAUUCUCGGGCGCCGCCGCUUUGCACCCCGCUAGCCUCAAGAGGGAGUCCUGCGGCGUUGACUUGAAUGCCCAGCACUUCCAGCGGGCCGAGACCCCCAGCAAGUUGGAGCAGACGUACAUGAGCGGCAAAGUCUCGCAAGUACUUCAAGCGGACAGCGAAACUGUGGGGAUACUGUCCCCUGUCAGACCAAUGGGGGGUGAGGGAACCCCGGUGAAAGGUAAGCCCCUCUCCCUCGACAACAUGGAAAACCCUCACAUGGCUUUGAACAACGCCCCCAAGGACGGCGAGGGGGGCGAGAGCGUCAAGGGAGUCGUCCCCGACGUCCUCGGCUCCGCGUCCAUCGAAGUCUCGUCCGAGGGCAAGUGGAAGAACAUCAGGAAGAGCCCGGCCAAUCCGCACACGCAGGCCAACUGUCUCCGGCAGAUUCUGCUGCUGCAGCUGGACCUCAUCGAGCAGCAGCAGCAGCAGCUCCAGUCCAAGGACAAGGAGAUAGAUGAGCUCAAGGCCGACAAGGAGACGUUGCUGGCACGUAUCGAGCGCAUGGAGCGCCGUUUGCAGCUCACCAGGAAGGACCCGCCUCGCGACAAGCGGCUUUUCCAGCCGCUGGAGCCGUGGACCCCCGACAAGGAGGACAUGUGGGACCUGGACAUCGAGGAGAGUCCCCAACCCAAUCCAUCCGCUCUGCUGCCUCUAAGUCGGAGCAGCAAAGGCCAAAAGAGGAAGUCCUGCUUUGGCGAUCCCAAGCUGCAGAAGUCGCGUGGAAAGAGCGCCAAGCUCAGCCCCCAGAAGCUGGACAGUCAGCCGGCGUCGCCGGCACAGCGAGAGCUCCGCAGCAAGGAGACGCCCGAGAAGAGCGCCCCUGCCAGGCCGACGUGCAAAGAGGAGGCGGAGCUGAGCUGUCAGAUGGACGACCUGCCCUUCAUGUCCACCACCGAGAUGUACCUGUGCUGCUGGAACCAACCCCCUCUGUCCCCUCUGCGGGAGGCGUCUCCCAAGAAGGAGGAAGAGGUGGCCAAUUCCCAAUCCAUGAUGAACUUCCUUUUCCCGUCUUCGUGCCGCCUCUCAGUUCCAUCGUGGAGGGAAAACAUCAUGGAGCCGCUGGAUGAGGAUUUAGCCUUUAACCCCCAAGAGCCGCUGGAUGACGGCGUGUUUCUGAAGCGUCACGCCAAGUUGGAGCUGGGCGAGAAGAGGAGGAAGAGGUGGGACAUCCAACGCAUCAGAGAGCAACGCAUGUUCCAGCGUUUGCAGCAGCGCAUGAACAAGAAGAAGAUCAUCCAGGAGACGGAGCCCGAGCUUUCGUCCUUCUACCCGGACACGGAAGAUGUCGAAGCCAUCAUGAUCACCCCCUUCUUGCCCGUGGUCGCGUUUGGCCGACCGCUGCCCAGGCUCUCACAGCAGAACUUUGAGCUGCCUUGGCUGGACGACCGCAGCCGAUGUCGCAUCGAGGUUCCCAAGAAACACACUCCUCACCGGACCUGUCGCAAGUGAAUGUUUCCGAGCGGAGACGCUCCCGAGGCCAGGUCAUCUUUUGCCGUGUGUGUAACUACUGUUGCUUUCUGUGCGGAAGAGAACCACCCCUCUCCAGGCUCAGCAUAAAACAAGGUGACUCCUGCAGGAAGCCGUGCGUCACGUGACCCGGUAGCUCCAGUCAAGGUUCUCGUCAACUCCCGCCCGCUCUGCUUCUGGUGAAGAAAUGUCCACAUCUUGACUGUGUUGCUGUUUAUCACUCGUCACUGUGCUGUGUGGCACCAUCGCACUCGGCAUGAGCCAAAAUCAAUCCAUCAAAUAGACGGGUCCUCAUCUCGGCCGGGAGGCCUCGCUUUUCUGUUCUUUUGCUUUUACAUGUGAGGUGCAUGGAUUCUAUUUAGCUGUAAAACAACGGUAGCAUGGCUUAGCCCUUAACGGAGCAUCCUCUCUGCUUGUCAGGCAAAAACAAAACAAAAAAAAAUACUACACGGUUUACUGUACUUGGCAGCAUGAUUAUUGGCUGCGGUGUCCGCGUUCGGCCUUGUUAGCACAUCCGGUGAAGAUGAGGCGAGUCGUUUGUAUGCGGCGACCUUCAGGAGCAGUCAGCCGACACCCGCCGAGGUCCACUUUUAGAAGAAAAGCAAAGUUCCUAGCUUGUAGUCCUAACAACACGCUGCCGGUUGUUUGCUUAAUGACCCCGUUUCUUGAUGCAGCGGCUGUCUGCGGCUUCACUAUAGCGUACAAGUGCAUCCAUGUUGGCAACGUCUGCAAACACGUCGGGUUGCUUUGUUUUUUCUGUACAUAGUUCUCAAGUACAAAUGUACAUAAAACAUGCCUGUUAUUUUUUUAUUAUUUAAUGUUGAAAGUGUUGAGUACAUUCAAUAUCCAAUGAUUGUAUGUUGACACAUUGAAAGUUUUGGAAACUACAUUUUUUUGGAAUAAAAAUGACCAUCUCUAUGCUUUAUGCA
Molecule: messenger RNA, 2711 nt
Organism: Doryrhamphus excisus (bluestripe pipefish)
Lineage: Eukaryota; Metazoa; Chordata; Actinopteri; Syngnathiformes; Syngnathidae
Gene: msl1b
Product: MSL complex subunit 1b
Cellular component (GO): MSL complex
Molecular function (GO): chromatin binding
Source: RefSeq, a predicted model, not a curated record